This is a messenger RNA of Tyto alba (common barn owl), 2550 nucleotides long. It is a transcript of the gene CASP3, whose product is annotated as caspase 3. Bases 483 to 1331 code for a protein of 282 amino acids. Gene Ontology annotation, cellular component: cytoplasm. The record is from RefSeq and is a predicted model, not a curated record. Lineage: Eukaryota; Metazoa; Chordata; Aves; Strigiformes; Tytonidae. Gene Ontology annotation, biological process: keratinocyte differentiation; neuron differentiation; positive regulation of apoptotic process. The transcript is spliced from 8 exons.
GCGGGGGGGAGUGGGGGUGGGGGAGCCUUAGCCUGUGAAUUACCUUAGCUACCCAGAAGCUUAAGGCAGACUGUUCGGUAAUUUAAGCCUGGGUUUGUGGAGAAGCUGACUAAACAAAAGAAACAGGAAAAGGAAAGAAAAAAAAAAAAAGGGGGGGGGCUUUAAUCUUGAACUGCUUUCCGGUGAGUGUUAGUUAACUGGAAACAUCGGGCCUUAAACUGCGUUUGGAUCUACCAAAAUACAGCUUUGGAUACAGUGGGUUAAACCUCACCUUGAAAGCGGUUCUUUGGCGACUCGGUGGCUGACAAAGGGGAAUUUCCGGUGUGCUGCUAAUUUACAUGAUACAGUUCUCAAGUCUGGAAUAAUUUUGUGAGUGAGAAGAUUUCUUGAUUACAUCAGUGCUUCAAGAUACAAAGAAUAGUAUUCAGAGUAACCUUGAAGAUCUUUUGAAGUCACUAAAAAUCUGAUAACAGAGAGCCAUAAUGGCAGCCAUAGGAGAUGGACCACAUUUGGAGGAAGAUCAGACAGAUGCAAAAUCUAUUCCUGCUUCUAAAGGAAAGAACCUACCUGCUAGCAAGUCUAUGGACUCUGGAAUUCUGCCAGACUACAGUUACAGAAUGGAUUAUCCGGAGAUGGGGGAAUGUGUAAUAAUAAACAAUAAGAACUUCCACAGACAGACCGGGAUGUUACCCCGUUCAGGUACAGAUGCGGAUGCUGCAAGUGUUAGAGAAGUUUUUAUGAAGUUGGGAUAUAAAAUAAAGAUCAACAAUGAUCUUGCAUGCAAGGACAUUUUAAAACUAUUGAAAAAUGUUUCUGAAGAAGAUCACAGCAAGCGGAGCAGUUUUGUUUGUGUGUUGCUAAGCCAUGGUGAUGAAGGAUUAAUCUAUGGCACAGAUGGCCCUCUUGAACUGAAAGCACUCACAAGCCUUUUCAGAGGUGACAAGUGCAGAAGUUUAGCAGGAAAACCCAAGCUGUUUUUCAUUCAGGCUUGUAGAGGGACAGAAUUAGAUUCUGGUAUUGAGGCAGAUAGUGGAUCAGAAGAAUCAAUGUGCCAAAAAAUACCUGUAGAAGCAGACUUUCUGUAUGCAUAUUCUACAGCUCCAGGCUAUUACUCCUGGAGGAAUUCAGCUGAAGGUUCCUGGUUUAUUCAGUCACUGUGUAAAACGCUGAAGGAACAUGCAAGGAAGCUUGAACUCAUGCAGAUUUUAACUCGUGUAAAUCGCAGAGUGGCAGAGUAUGAGUCUUGCUCAACUCGGCAGGAUUUUAAUGCAAAGAAACAGAUUCCAUGCAUUGUCUCUAUGCUUACCAAAGAAUUUUACUUCCCUUCCUAAAAGAAUUUCUCCAUUCAUGUUUUUAUCUGCAAUCUAUACGCAAUGUUAGUAUGGAAUACCACUUUUAAAUCUGAAUUACGGUUCACUACUGUGUGUGGCAUAAUGAACUGUCUCAAAGGUAGAUAUGUCCAUUAUUAGAAGUAAAACAUAGUAUGGCUAUGUUAGAAACACAAACUUGCUUAGCUGAAGCACAGGCACAUCUGAAAGCAGUCCUCUGAGUAUCUUAAAAUUAGGAAGAGGAAGCUGAAGAAGGAUGAAAUCACUUGUCAGAUCUAUGUGGUGCUACAUUUCACUUUGCUGAUGGGGCAGAGUAAAAAAAAACAGUUCUUGUAACUAGUUUGGUUUCAUAUCUUUGCCAAUAAGAAGAAGAUUCAGAAUGUGAUAUGCUUACUAAUGAUGGUAAUAUGAUAGUAGUGUUGUCAAACAUUUCUUCUUAACUCAAGUUCUUAAAGUUUAGGUUAUAAAUAACCUAAACAGUUUUUAUAACUUAGGGCAUAUAUGGUGGGAAACAGCCAUUUAAUUUUUUAUAUACAAUUAGGAAGCAUCUUUAGAAUACAGUCAAUUUUUUCCUGAUCAUUUUAUAACUUUUUGUAGGGAGUAUUAGGUACAGCAAUCAUAUCAACACGGUAGCUGUUUCAAAAUAAAUUUUGUAUUCUGACCUUGAAGCUGAGUGACAUAAGGGACCACUUUUCCAAAAUUUAUUUUUCUGCGGGUCCCUAAGAGAAGGGAGUUGCUGGGGCAUGUUUUGGUCUGUAAGAAUCAGUGCAAAAGGAAUUCUACAUUCUGAAUAGUCUGCUUUCCUCUUUUGGGCCAUAAAUAAGAGUGGGUUUCCUUUGUUCUAUAUGCAUGCCACAUUUAAUCUGUGUGGAAGCCUAGAUUUGUGGUACUGGAGAAAUUUCACUUCUUAACUCUAAUAUCAAUUUGAGUUAAUUACAAGACUUUAGCUAAAAAUACGUUGACAAAUAGGAAAUGUAUAUUUCAUGACUGAAUACUGUGGAACAGGCUUUUACAAAAUUGUAAAACAUUUUUGUUGAUAUUUCCGCUUGUGGCAGUCUUUUUAAGAUGAGAGGAAGACAGAACAAUAAAUUACUACAGGGUGCUUGUAAAACAAGACUUAAAACUCUUUAAAUUGUGAAGCCUAAGGAAUGUUAGCAAAUUGAUGUUCACUUUCAGAAGCAUUUGAGGUUUUCUUAAAUUAAAUACUGUUUUCUAAAUUGUA